GAAGUGCACCGCCCGUCCCGGAAGUGCCUACUCUCUGCUUCCACAUGGCUGUAGGAAUGAACUCAGAGUCUGGAGAUAGUAAAAAACGUAAGAAGAGUAAAGGAAAAAAAACGGAGGAGAAGGAUGCGGCGGGCGGGAUCAGUCAGCAGCCCGGGCCCAGCGGCGGGGAGCAGCAGCCGGCCAGUCAGUUCCCUCCUACGUUCUCCGUGUCCGAGAUCAAGAACAAGCAGCGCAGACAGUUCAUGUUCAUGAAGCUGAAGAUGGAGAGGAGGAAGGAGAAGCUUGCUCUAAGAAAGAAGCGGAAGAAGGAGAGAGAGGCCCUCGGGGACAAGGCUCCACCAAAAGCUGUUCCCAAAACCAUUGAAAAUCAACGAGUCCCUGAUGAAACCACAGUUGAUCCCGAGGACGAGGAGGUGGCUUAUGAUGAAGCUACAGAUGAGUUUGCACCUUAUUUUAACAGGCAGACAGCACCCAAGAUCCUUAUCACAACAUCCGACCGGCCCCGCGGUCGUUCAGUACGGUUUACAGAGCAGCUGAAUUCCAUUAUACCCAACUCGCAUGUGUAUUACCGGAGGGGCCUCGCGCUGAAGAAGAUUAUCCCACAAUGUAUAGCAAGGGAUUUCACAGACCUCAUUGUCAUCAAUGAAGACCGUAAAGUUCCAAAUGGACUUGUCCUCAGCCACUUGCCUGAUGGACCCACAGCUCACUUUAAGAUGAGUAAUGUGCGAAUUCGCAAAGAAAUCCGGAGGAAAGGAAAAGAGCCAACAGAGCACCAACCUGAAGUCAUCUUAAAUAACUUCACCACUCGUCUCGGUCAUUCCAUUGGUCGCAUGUUUGCCUCCCUAUAUCCACACAACCCCCAAUUUACCGGAAGACAGGUGGCAACUUUCCACAACCAGCGGGAUUACAUCUUCUUCAGAUACCACAGAUACAUUUUUAAGAGUGAAAAGAAAGUGGGAAUUCAAGAGCUUGGACCACGAUUUACGUUGAAGCUGAGGUCUCUUCAGAAGGGAACAUUUGAUUCAAAGUAUGGAGAAUAUGAAUGGGUUCAUAAGCGACAUGAAAUGGACACAAGUAGAAGAAAAUUCCACCUAUAAGACGCUUCAACCAUCUGUAAUAGAAUGAGACCAGCAGCUUCCACCUGUCUAGAACCUGAUUAAAUGGAACUGGAAAGAAAAAGACCCCAGAAGAGAGAAUAUCAUUUUUUAUUUUCAUUAACUGAAUGAAUGGGAUGAUGGCAUCAUUCUGCUUUACAGGAUCCCGUGGUAUUAGAAACUCCAUCCUUUCAGAUCAUCCCAUGAUAGCAAUCAGCUAUUCAUGUGGAAAGUCUCCCUGAGUCUUGUAUCUGGACCCGGGAGAUUUCUCGUUCCCGGUGUAUCACAGGGCAGUGUUCAUGUGUUACAUUUCCUGUUUAGCAGAUUGUAAAAUCGCAGUUAAAGGGAACCUGGCAGGAGCUUCAUGCCGCUCUGACCACGUGCUCCCUCAUUACACUGAGCAGUUGUGGUUUGGAUUUUAUCAGCUAAAAAGUUUAACACCUGUAUUAUAGAUCCUGGCUUAUCCUCAGAAGAGGUUAUAAAGAUCUGACUGGUCAGGUCUGACACCCUGCACCCCCACCGAUCAGCUGUUCCCUUCAGCCUCCGGCUCUUGAUUGGAGCAGGAAGCUCCGUGACUUGGUUACUGCGGCGUCACCGCUCCUUGAAGCGAAUAAAAGUAGUGCUGCAAUAACCCGACACGACCACCACACUUUUUUUAGUUGUACGAUUUUUGCUCCGUUCAAGAGCUAGUACCGACUCUGGAGGCUGAAGGGAACAGCUGAUGGGUGGGGAUGCGAGGUGUCAGACCCCCACCAGUCGGAUAUUAAUGACCUCUCCUGAGGAGCCUAGAAAACCACUUAAAGCUGCACCAAAUAACAGGAAAGAUGCAUCAGAUUUCUCAUCCAGCGUAAGACAUUUUAAUAAAUCUGUCCUGUAGAUCUAUGGAGAGAAGAGUGUGUGGUUCUUCUGCUCCUCUCUACUUGUCUUGACAAGGGGAGACCCUUCAGCCCAGCUUCUUUCUGUGCAUGGCUCCAUUUAAAACUGUGUGUAAACUUACUGCAUCAAAGACCCUGCGGUCAGGCAAGUGAUUUGUGGCAGGAGCUAACAUGCACCCAGAUGUCUGAAUGAGACCUAAAACACAGAUCUUGGCAUGUGGGGGAGCCCAUCUAUUUCACAUUGACCUUGUGGUUAAAGCGGUUGGUCAGGUUAUAUUACUAGCUGCACAAUUAUUACUACAGCUAGUAACAAUUUGGACUGAUGUCCUAUAGUUUAAUAUGAAUAAUUCAUGUUUACACGCCGGUCCCCUGACCUGUGUGCCGGUGCUGCGCUGGGAACACGGCCGCUCACGGAGGAUUCCAUCUGUAAAUUGCCUCCAUUCACUUAUACUGGGGACAGACAGGAGGACUAGUGCAUGCGCAGUCUGUCCCCAGUAUAAGUGAAUGGAGGCCACUGAUGGAUGUUCUCCUCUGUGAGCAGCCAUUUUUCCCAGCGCAGGGUCGGCCAGCAGGUAACAUCUCAUUGCAUGGCCUGAAGGUUAGGAGUCCAGCAGGUAACAUCUCAUUGCAUGGCCCACAGGUCAGGGGUCCAGCAUGUAACCAUGAAUUAUUCAUAUUAAACCAACAUCAGUGCCGAUAGUUUAGUAAUGACUGCUAGCAGCAUGGGUGUGCUGUUCCCAGUACAUGGACAGCUAGUAAAAGAACUGGCCGACCCCCUUUAAGGCAGCAUAAACCAACUGACAGAUCCCUUUGGGACUUUUAUCCCUUUCUGUGUAUAAGUAAGCGUGGAUGGUAUGGACCAUGGCAUCUGAAGCUCAGAAUAUGUAAUAAAACAAUUGUUUUGGA
Messenger RNA from Bufo gargarizans (Asiatic toad), 2875 nucleotides. RefSeq names its product ribosome production factor 1 homolog (gene RPF1). Gene Ontology annotation, cellular component: preribosome, large subunit precursor; nucleolus. The coding region runs from base 45 to 1097 and encodes 350 amino acids. The record is from RefSeq and is a predicted model, not a curated record. The transcript is spliced from 9 exons. Gene Ontology annotation, molecular function: rRNA primary transcript binding. NCBI's taxonomy places the organism in Eukaryota, Metazoa, Chordata, Amphibia, Anura, Bufonidae. Gene Ontology annotation, biological process: maturation of 5.8S rRNA; maturation of LSU-rRNA.